AUGUCUCUCCCAACCGUCUACGUCGUCGCAGCUACAGGCACCCAAGGUUCAGCGGUAUGCCGCCACCUCCGCCAAUCAAACUGGUCCGUUCACGCUACAGUGCGAAACACUGAGUCACCUCAAGCCCGAGCUCUCGCUAAAAUCGGCGUCGUCUUGAACUCUGGCGAUUGGGACGACGAAGAAGCCCUCACAACCGGUCUCGCAGGUUGCAACAAGCUAUACCUUGCUCUUGGACCCAAUUACAGCAAUCUUGACGAUGAGCGCAUUUGGGCUCAGAGGAUUAUUGCACUGGCUAAGAAGGCGGGCGCUGAACAUGUUGUGUACUCGAGUUCUAUUAGCGCCGAUGCUCCUGAGAAGCGCACUCUUCUUCCUCCAAGUCACUUUCUCUUCAAGACCCUAUUCAUCAAGAACAUCAUAGAAGGUCUUGUUCAACGAGCCGGAUUUAAUCACUGGACUAUCAUUCGUCCUGGGUUCUUCAUGUCCAACCUCCUCGCACCAAAAGCUCGUAUCUACAAUGACUUAUUCGAGCGCAACAUCUGGUUAACCGCCCUAAAGCCCGACACCAAGCUCAACCUCGUCGACCCCGAAGACAUCGCUAAAUUCACUUUGGCGGCUUUCCAAAGCCCUGAACGUUUUAACGGAGAGCGAAUUGAUCUUGUCAGCGAGAGGUUGACGGCUGUGCAGAUGAUGGAGAUUCUGGCUAAGGCGUCUGGACGAAACAUGAAGGCUGAGUUUUACACUGAUGAGCAAGUGGCUCAGGCUAUGGAUAACAACCCAUUCAUUGGAUCGCAGGUGUUUUUGAGGGAUGGGGAGAAAUGUGUUGAUGCUGAUAGGGUCAAGACGUGGGGAAUCGAAUUGGGUAGUUUCAAGGAGUUUUUGGUCCGGGAGAAGGAUGCUGUGGCUGAGACAUACGCCUCAUAG
Molecule: messenger RNA, 921 nt
Organism: Fusarium redolens
Lineage: Eukaryota; Fungi; Ascomycota; Sordariomycetes; Hypocreales; Nectriaceae
Exons: 1
Coding region: 1-921 (306 amino acids)
Source: RefSeq, a predicted model, not a curated record